AUGGCAGUUAUGAAUGCAGAUGUAAUAACUGCAGCAACAUUUAGGAAGGCCUUUGCAGAGUGGUGCUAUUGUCAAUUUGAACUGGCUUCGCUACAACUUCAGGAUUGGAGAAAAUGCCCACCAUGCAGUGUUGACCAACACUCUUGUCAUAUUGAUGGCAACCACAAGGUUUAUAGAUAUGAUAAAGUAUCAAGGGGUACAAGUCCUUCUUAUUACAAUGACCAUCUGAUUGUCGAAAAUGCGAAAGUAGAUUCUCACAUAAGAAGCUUGAAUUCCAAAAUCACGAAGAAAGAUAUGAAAGAAGAUAGUUCUUGUGGUGAUACGCAUUGGAAAGCUGCAAAAGCUGUGUCGAAAGCGAAGAAGAACCAAGAUGAAACUGGAUUGGUAGUGGCUGGCUGCAGACAUUCUGUUUGUCAAGCCGCCUUGAAUAUGUUUAGAGGAGAAGUUUAUGGUUAUGCUCACUAUCUACAUUUAAACUUUGUUCAUCCAAACAAUGUUAGGUUCUUGUGGGAGAUGUGA
This is a messenger RNA of Dendronephthya gigantea, 519 nucleotides long. RefSeq lists its product as uncharacterized. NCBI's taxonomy places the organism in Eukaryota, Metazoa, Cnidaria, Anthozoa, Malacalcyonacea, Nephtheidae. The transcript has 4 exons. Bases 1 to 519 code for a protein of 172 amino acids. The record is from RefSeq and is a predicted model, not a curated record.